AUGUCUGGUGAGGAGAGCGAGUGUGUUUCGCGAAAAACACGAGGAGGUCUUUCCAUAGUUAAUUAUUUGGUUCUUAUCUGUGCCCUGGUUCUAUGGAUAAGCUCACAACACACAUUAUCGAAAGAUAUCAAAACGGAAGUUUUACAGAGAUGUGAAAAAUACAACGAGAAUGACUGUCAGAAGAUUUGGACCGCGUUUGAGCAAGCUUAUGUGGGGAGGGAUACGUGUGAUGUCCCAGUGGAGAACUAUGACACUCUCAUAGACACAGUCAAGCAAGAAAUUCAGUGCGACAAGACAUUGUUCUGGAGCAAGUCUAAGGACCUGGCACAUGCCUUCACAAAGAAGAGGAAGUGCAAGAUGACUCUAGAGGAUACACUGCUUGGAUACAUGCUGGAUGGACUCACAUGGUGCAGCAAACCAGGCAGCGAAGAGACAUUAAACUGUGGGUGUCCUGAGUGGACUAAGUGUGGAAAUAAUCCAGUGAGUUCCUUCUGGAAACGAGCCUCUGCCAACUUUGCAGCGUCUACAUGUGGCCACGCGUCUGUUCUUCUGAAUGCAUCCGCUAAACCUCCAUACGAUCCAGACAGGUAA
Molecule: messenger RNA, 591 nt
Organism: Chanos chanos (milkfish)
Lineage: Eukaryota; Metazoa; Chordata; Actinopteri; Gonorynchiformes; Chanidae
Product: ADP-ribosyl cyclase/cyclic ADP-ribose hydrolase 1-like
Exons: 5
Coding region: 1-591 (196 amino acids)
Biological process (GO): positive regulation of B cell proliferation
Cellular component (GO): plasma membrane
Molecular function (GO): phosphorus-oxygen lyase activity; NAD+ nucleosidase activity, cyclic ADP-ribose generating
Source: RefSeq, a predicted model, not a curated record